AAUAAACCCAAAAUUUCCACCAAACACUUUUGUGAGCCCGAGCUCUGAUCUGAACACGAACACCCCUUUUGAUACGCUUCUAUAUUUCUUCACUUCUUCCACUGAAAUUCCAAUCCGAUCUCGGAGAAAUGCGGCCGUCAAGGCCCGAUUCGAACUGAAAUGCAGUCCAACUCGCUGCCUUUCCCUCUGAUUCCGCUUACGUUGUUCAAUGGUGGUGAAUUGAGCGAAGGCGGGUUUGAGCUUUCCAGGUAUUUGUUCUUGGGCUCCCUGCUCUUCUCAUCCCCAGGCGGUACUGCUGGCGGCAUGGACUUGUCUAAGGUUGGAGAGAAGAUCUUCAGUUCCGUUCGCUCCGCCCGAUCUCUUGGCCUUCUUCCUGCUUCUCCUUCCGAUCGCCCUGAGGUUCCAGCACGAGCUGCAGCGGCAGCUGCUGUUGCACGUGUUCUUGCUGGACUACCUCCUCAUCAAAGGCAUAAUCUUUCAUCAAGCUCUGAAGAAUUAAGCUCUGAAGAAUUAAGCUCAAUAUAUGGGAGCAAACCUUCCAAAGUGUUGGAUGACCUUGAGGAAGAAUUUUAUGAAGAGGAUUUUGAUCCUGUAAGGCAUGUUUUGGAGCAUAUUCCAACUGAUGAGAAUGAACUGGCAUAUUUUGAAGAAAAGGCUGCUUCUAGAUUAGCACAGUUGGAUAGAAUUGCUGAACGCCUUUCACGCCAUGUUAUGCAGCAUCAUGAAGUAAUGGUGAAAGGAAUGAAUCUUGUCAGGGAAUUGGAAAGAGACUUGAAAGUUGCGAAUGUUAUUUGCAUGAAUGGGCGGAGACAUCUUACAUCAUCAAGGAAUGAAAUAUCAAGGGAUCUUAUUGUGCACAGAAAUUCUAAAAAGAAACAAGCGCUUUUGGACAUGCUCCCCAUCUUAACGGAGCUCCGCCAUGCACUGGACAUGCAAGUGGCUCUUGAAACUCUUGUAGAGGAAGGAAACUUCUCUAAGGCAUUCCAAGUACUCUCUGAGUAUUUGCAAAUUAUGGAUAGUUUAUCACAACUUUCAGCAGUACAAGAAAUGAGCCAUGGUGUUGAGGUGUGGUUGGGAAAGACUCUUCAAAAGUUGGAUGCACUUUUAUUAGGAGUAUGCCAGGAUUUCAAAGAGGAGAGCUAUACAACUGUGGUUGAUGCUUAUGCACUAAUCGGGGAUGUUUCUGGACUUGCUGAAAAGAUACAAAGUUUCUUUAUGCAGGAGGUUCUCUCUGAUACACACAGUGUUUUGAAGACUCUUGUGCAAAAGGACUUUGAAAAUACCAAUGUGCAAGGUGCAAGGCUCACAUACAGUGAUCUGUGCAUUCAGAUGCCUGAAUCCAAAUUUAGGCAGUGUUUGUUGGCAACCCUAGCUGUAUUAUUUAAGUUGAUGUGUUCAUAUCAUGCAAUCUUGAGCUUCCAGCCAGUGGAUAAGAAGCAGGGUGAGGUUUUUGCACUUGCAGGGGACAUUCAACAUGUUGGUACAAUUGCACAAACUCCAGUUGUAUCCUCCACUGGAGAGAUGCCAGCAACCUGUGUAUCUUUGACAGAUAAUAUUGCAGCUUUUCAUCCUUCAAAUAUAGAUAAUGGUGAAGAGGUAAGGGAUGGUGGAGAGACAGCAUCAAGCAGCGGAUCACCCUGGUUUCAGCUGCGUAAGGAUGCUGCAACUUUUGUUUCACAAACCUUACAUAGAGGCCGGAGGAAUCUCUGGCAACUUACAACAAGUCGUGUAGCAGUGUUGCUUUCGUCUCCUGUUGUGUGCUCUACAAGUAUUCAUCAGUUCCUAACAAUGUAUGAAGAUCUGAAUACUUUCAUCUUGGCUGGGGAAGCUUUCUGUGGGAGUGAAGCAGUUGAAUUCAGGCAGAAAGUAAAAUUCGUUUGUGAAAGUUAUUUUGCUUCUUUCCAUCGGCAGAACAUAUAUGCACUGAAAUUGGUGCUGGAAAAGGAGAAUUGGCUGAUAUUGCCACCAGAAGUAACACAAGUAGUAAGUUUUGCUGGUCUCAUUGGUGAUGGAGCGGCAUUGAUUGCUUCAACUAGUAACUCUCUCGAUACUCGAUUGGGGCAUGCCCAUAAGUCAAAUGAUCUUGCCCAAACCAACUCUAAGAGGAGCGGAUUUUCAAAUUGGCUGAAGAACGAGAACCCCUUUUUGGUGAAAUUGAAUUGUAGUUCAAAUGAGUACACUGAUUCUUAUUUUCCCGGAUCGCCAUCUUCUAGAGAAGUUGGAAGCUCUAACGGGAGUUAUUUCAAAAAGGAUUCUACUCAAGAAAACCAUGCUGAAAAUCAUAUGAAUGGGAGUCCUUCUCUAUCAGAAGAUGAAAACGAAGAUCUUCAUGCUGAUUUUAUUGAUGAAGAUAGUCAACUUCCAAGCCGGAUUUCAAAGCCUAGUCGUUCAAGACAUCGUUCUACACUUUCGAAUGAUGAAGAAAUGACAGCACAAACAGGAUCGUCUCUUACUCUCUUAAGGUUAAUGGAUAAAUAUGCAAGGCUAAUGCAGAAGCUGGAGUUCGUAAAUGUUGAGUUGUUCAAGGGAAUUAGCCAAUUGUUUGGGAUCUUUUUUCACUUUGUAUUUGAGAGCUUUGUCAAUCAGAGUACUCUCCCUGGUGGAAAGGUCUUGACAGACAUGCUUCCUCACAAGCUAAAGACUGCAUUAUCAAGAAUAACACAGGAUUGUGACCAAUGGAUGAAACCACAGUCUUCACCAUUUAAUUCAUCUUCACCCACAUCUUCAAAUACACCAUUCACUCAUAUGGAUGUCACUCCUACAAGUCCACCAAGUCUCUUAGCUGGUGCAUCUUUUAGUCUCAAGGAAAGAUGUGCCGGUGCUGACACUAUAUCUCUUGUUGCUCGAUUGUUGCAUAGAUCUAAAGCUCAUCUUCAGUCAAUGCUUCUGAAAAAAAAUUCAGCGACUGUUGAAGAUUUUUAUGUGCAUUUGGUGGAUGUUGUACCAGACCUUGUAGAACAUAUUCACAGAACAACUGCCAGGCUAUUUCUCCACAUAAAUGGGUAUGUUGAUAGGAUUGCUAAUGCUAAAUGGGAGUUGAAAGAUCUUGGAUUGGAGCACAAUGGAUAUGUAGACUUGCUGCUGGGAGAAUUUAAACACUACAAAACGAGGCUUGUUACUGGAGGAAUUCAAAAGGAGGUCCAAGACCUCCUCUUAGAAUAUGGACUAGAUAAUGUUGCUGAAACUCUUGUUGAAGGCUUAUCUAGGGUGAAGAGAUGCACUGAUGAGGGGAGAGCUCUCAUGUCACUAGAUCUUCAGGUAUUGAUCAACGGCCUAAAGCAUUUUGUUUCCGUAGAUGUGAGGCCAAAGUUACAGAUAGUCGAGACUUUCAUCAAGGCCUACUACCUUCCAGAAACCGAGUUUGUGCAUUGGUCACGCGCUCAUCCAGAAUACAGUAAAAGCCAAGUAGUUGGUCUAGUCAACCUUGUUGCCACCAUGAAAGGUUGGAAAAGAAAAACCAGGCUUGAAGUGUUGGAGAAGAUUGAAUAAAGCUGUUUCAUACCCUCAAUAAUCAAGCUCGAGGUCUUGUGAAUCCUCAGUUUUGCAUCAUUUUUUUCCAUGUAUAAUUGAUGUAAAUUAUUCUUGAGAUUUUUAUAGAAUGGUGAUAUCAAGUCUGCAUGUCUUCACUUGUAUUAUAAUGCCCUCCCUAGAAAUGGACUUUCAACUGUAAGUCUAAUCUUUAACCGUAAAAAUACAAACUGAAUUAUUGAGCAUAAAGUAAAACUCCGUAUUUUUUUACCA
Messenger RNA from Ipomoea triloba (trilobed morning glory), 3741 nucleotides. RefSeq names its product syndetin. Bases 160 to 3489 code for a protein of 1109 amino acids. Gene Ontology annotation, biological process: retrograde transport, endosome to Golgi; endocytic recycling. The transcript is spliced from 25 exons. Gene Ontology annotation, cellular component: EARP complex. Gene Ontology annotation, molecular function: SNARE binding. The record is from RefSeq and is a predicted model, not a curated record. Lineage: Eukaryota; Viridiplantae; Streptophyta; Magnoliopsida; Solanales; Convolvulaceae.